Molecule: messenger RNA, 933 nt
Organism: Phytophthora sojae
Lineage: Eukaryota; Oomycota; Peronosporomycetes; Peronosporales; Peronosporaceae
Exons: 10
Coding region: 1-933 (310 amino acids)
Biological process (GO): ribosomal large subunit biogenesis
Cellular component (GO): nucleolus
Molecular function (GO): GTP binding; GTPase activity; RNA binding
Source: RefSeq, a predicted model, not a curated record
AUGAAGUUCUGGCGGGCGCCUGUGCGCGAGAGCCACCACAUCGUGGACCCCAUCAAGCGCGCCAAGAACCACACGUCGCGCGUUAUCAACAUGCAGCUGAGCAAACUCUCGAGCGUCACGCGACAGGCCUCGCUGGACUUCCCGGCGCUCAAGCGCAUGCACCCGUUCGAGAGGGAAGUGGUGAUGCUCACGUUGGGCAAAGGGACCUACGAGAACCACCUGCAGAAGCUGCGGCGAGUGUACGCGUCGCUGCACAACACUGGCAAGCAGUACGAGCGCGAGUGCCAGGAGCUGCGCACGAAGCAAGAGGCGGUGGACUGCGGCCUGCGCUGCAUUGAGGAGCUCAAGAAGAUUGUUGACGACAGCGCGGGGACGCUGCGAGAUGCGGCGAACAUGGCGAAGGCUCUUCGCGGCCUCCCGCACGUGGAUCUUGACAAACCGAUUUUUGCGUUUGUUGGAGCCCCCAACGUUGGAAAAUCCUCGCUAGUCCGCGCUCUGUCGACUGCUUCACCCGAGGUGGCUAACUAUCCUUUCACGACGCGCGGAAUCACCAUGGGCCACAUUUUUGUUGAAGGCAUCUCGUACCAGAUUGCGGAUACUCCUGGAUUGAUCUUCCGACCGGACGAAAGCCGUAAUGCUAUUGAAAAGUUAGCAAUCGCCAUGAUGGAGAAGACGCAGGCCUCGAUUGGCUUUGUGUUUGAUCCAACGGGGUCAUCUGGAACGCCGACAGCGGACCAAAUUCUGCUGCGCGACGAACUUCGCCACCGCGUGGCAGCAGCUCGCCCAGAGCACAAGUGGAUCGACAUCAUCUCGAAGAUUGACCAGCCUUCGGACGACGCAGCAUCGCUCAAGGACAGGUUGGGGUCGUGUUUUUCCGUCUCGGCGCAGACGAACGAGGGUCUGAUGGAGCUGGGAGAUGGGAUUCGCCAAUAA